Molecule: messenger RNA, 2165 nt
Organism: Thalassophryne amazonica
Lineage: Eukaryota; Metazoa; Chordata; Actinopteri; Batrachoidiformes; Batrachoididae
Gene: xpa
Product: xeroderma pigmentosum, complementation group A
Exons: 5
Coding region: 270-1091 (273 amino acids)
Biological process (GO): UV-damage excision repair; nucleotide-excision repair, DNA damage recognition; nucleotide-excision repair involved in interstrand cross-link repair
Cellular component (GO): nucleotide-excision repair factor 1 complex
Molecular function (GO): damaged DNA binding
Source: RefSeq, a predicted model, not a curated record
UUAACAUUUCAGGGAUGGCUUUCUUUUUACUUACACCAUGCUUGGAGGCAUGUAAUUGCAUAAUUAAAGGGAACAGGGUUAUUCAACAGAAUGUAUUUCUUUUUCUUCCUCGCCUCCCUAUUUUCUCCAUUUCCUUAUGGAUAUGGCAUAUACGUCAGACUAUUAAUGUUCCACUUCCAAACAGUUGGCAGCGGUAAUGCACCGUGUCUAUUUGCAAACCGCCAAAAUACUCGACAAGAAGGAGACAAGGAGCAGAAGAAGAAGAAAAAAUGGCGUCGUUAGAUGGGGGUCUCGGUUCUGGGCCGACACCAGAACCGACUCCUAAAACCGACCUCUCAGCAGCCAUGCGGGCUAAAAUCGAACGGAAUAGGCAGCGAGCGUUGUUGCUUCGCCAAGCUCGACUAGCGAGUCGCCCUUUUGCGGCGGAGGAGGGCGCAACAAUGGCAAAGAUCUCCAAAACGGUCGAUUCCGGAGCCGGUUUCUUCAUCGAGGAAGAGGAGGGUGGAGGUGAGGAACAGCAGGUCAGGAAGGUGGUGCAGCAGCCAGCUCCAGUCAUGGAGCCGGACUACCUGCUGUGUGAUGACUGUCAGAAGCCCUUCAUGGACUCUUUCCUCAGCAACAGCUUCGACCUGCCUGUCUGUGACACAUGCAGAGACAAUGAGCAGAAGCACAGGCUGAUCUCUCGCACUGAGGCCAAGCAGCAGUACCUGCUGAAGGACUGUGACCUGGACAAGCGAGAGCCUCCGCUCAGGUUCAUACUGAAGAAGAACCCUCACAACUCACGCUGGGGAGACAUGAAGCUCUACCUCAAGCAACAGGUGGAGAAGCGAUGCAUGGAGGUUUGGGGUUCAGAAGAAGCUCUGGAGGAGGCCAAGGAGACAAGAGAAGAGAACAGAGAGGUGCAGAAACAAAAGCGCUUCAACAAGAAGGUCAAAGAGCUGCGCUGGGCGGUGAGGAGCAGCACAUGGACCAAAGACAGCAGUGUUCACCAACAUGAGUACGGAGCAGAGGAGGUGGUGGACGCAGAGGAGGACCUCUACAAGAAAACCUGCACCACCUGCGGGCACGAACUUACCUAUGAGAGGAUGUAGACAAACUGUUCAUGGUUUCAUUCUCACUGCUGGAUAAACUUUGGCAGAAAUAUCUAAGACACUUGCUACAACCCUUGUUCCUUUUUUCUUACUGGAAUUAACUUUUCUAGUUCAGCAAAUAGAUCAAAGAUGAUUCAUUUUCUUUCUUUACCCCUCAUCCUGACAUCCAGCAACAAAUGGAUCUGACAAACAGCUAUAUAAUGAGCGGCAUAGCAGACCAGUUGACCCGUACAGACCACUGUCCCUGCAAAGUUGCAUUGAAAUCCAAAUAGUCGUGUGUUUGAGUGCAGUACAUUAAGUGAUUGACACCUCGGGCUUGGUCCAAGAACAAUGCAGUUUUGUGUCCAUUCCUCAGACAGAAUUACCUCUGAGUUGAAUAGUUUAAAAAAAAAGUUUGCAUGGUUUUCUGUCAAGUUGUGCCAUGCGGUCCUGAACUGAGUGUGGGUGGGGCCGAGGUGGCUGGGAGUCCACAUAACUCUGCAUGGAAACAGGUGCUGCUGCUUGGCAGGACUCAGCACUGAAUGCUGUCAAACACAGGCUCAAAUCGGGUGAAAAUCCUGAGAAGAGCAGCGGCAGAAUGGAAGCAGAGAGACUGAACCACAAAAACACAUGACAGGAGCCAAGUAAAUGUAGUGAUGGAUGCUGGACUUGAGCUAAUUUUUGCUCAAGAUCAAUUUAGCAAAUAGCAAGGUUACAUUUUCAGAGAAAGAAGCUUGUAUAAAGUGCCCAAGGCAUUUUCUGUUAAAACCAGAAAAGACUGAUUCCUAUACAUUGACCUGAGUUUAAAAAUUGCUGUUGGCAUGCUGUAUCUUUAACCUUUCACCCCCUAAUUUGCAUAAAGUAAAAUGGCCACCAAUUACAUCAAAAUUUCCACAAUUUUGGUUGUACAUGUACUACAAAAAAAACUAAACAUCCUUUUCUAUGGUUUUCACCUGCUGAAUUCAUAUAUUGUUCAAGAGCGAGGGACAGAUGGAGCGCAAGAUUGACAGACAGAUCGGUGCAGCAUCUGUAGUGAUGCGGUCGCUGUAUCGGACCAUCGUGGUGAAGAGAGCUGAGCAGGGGGCAAAGCUCUCA